Messenger RNA from Carassius auratus (goldfish), 2768 nucleotides. Its product is annotated as lysophosphatidic acid receptor 6-like. Gene Ontology annotation, molecular function: lysophosphatidic acid receptor activity. The transcript has a single exon. Gene Ontology annotation, biological process: phospholipase C-activating G protein-coupled receptor signaling pathway; positive regulation of Rho protein signal transduction. The record is from RefSeq and is a predicted model, not a curated record. Bases 791 to 1828 code for a protein of 345 amino acids. Gene Ontology annotation, cellular component: plasma membrane. Lineage: Eukaryota; Metazoa; Chordata; Actinopteri; Cypriniformes; Cyprinidae.
UGAUUAAUAUAACGGAAACAUUGUCUAUAAUAGUCAACCAUGAUUCUAAAAGUAGCAUUAAAACCAAUGUGAACUCUACAUUCAACUCAUUCUCAUGUCUGGUGCGUGCAUGAGAGAGUAACAAAGAGGAGGUGCUUUAACACCAGCCCCACCCUAUCGUCUGCCUUCCAGUCCUCCACAUGAAGAAAAACUCAUUCUGUAAACCAGAGACUGAACAGCAGGUUGGGUUCUAAAAGCCUUAUAUGACUACAACAAAGUGACAGGCUAUGACUAAGAUCUCGACGAGACAAAGAUGAUCACGCCUAAAGUCACAGAGUGAUGGGAAGCCAAACAAAAGGAUAGGAACUGAAAUGAAACCAGGCUGGUUGGUGGAAAUUUCACGUUACUCUUCUUCAUGAAGAACAUCUUCAACCCGGUAUGGAUCCUCCUUUCAUGAAAGGCUCAAAACUGAGAUCAAGAAUCUUCCGAGUAAUUUGGAACAAACAUCUAAAAACCAACUUCCUGUGCCGGUAAACAAGGCUUCUAUUUAUUCAACCACACGCAAAGCAUUCAUCAUGCCUUGUUGAGAGGAAAAAGGAAGGUAAUCUAAUGUGGUUUGCUCAUGCAAAUGCCUACAUGCAUUUUUCUUGCACUUUUACAGUAGGAUUACGCAACAUCUGAGUGGAAAGACGCUUCUUCUGGCCCCUUUGUGAAAUGUAUACACUGGAUUUGUAUACAUUUACAUGAAUCUUCAUGGAAUUUCAUAUUUUUGUUCUGAGUGACUGACUCCUUUUAAGCCAAACUCUAAUCGAUGACAAUGACUGAAAACAGUUCAACCACAAACUGUACCAAAGAUGGCUUUAAAUAUGUGUUAUACAGCUCCGUUUUCAGUAUUGUCUUUAUUUUUGGGCUGCUCUUGAACAUGGUGGCCAUGUACAUUUUUUUUUGCAGACUGAAAAUGCGCAACGAGACCACAACAUACAUGAUGAACCUUGUGGUCUCAGACAUCCUCUUCGUCUUCAGCUUGCCUUUCAGGACAUUCUACUUUAUUAACCGUCAUUGGCCAUUCGGCGAUGUUCUCUGCAAACUCUCAAUGGCUGUGUUCUACACCAAUAUGUAUGGCAGCAUCCUCUUCCUUACAUGCAUCAGUGUGGACCGAUUCUUGGCGAUCGUUUACCCCUUUGCAUCUAGAACAUGGAGGACCAAGCGCAAAGCAAUAAUCACCUGCUGUGUGAUCUGGGUGUGUAUGCUGUCAGGAAGCCUAACUGGAGUUUUAAUAAUGGACACCACAAUGAACACCACUUCGAAAACAAACGGCAGAGUGUACUGUUUUGAGAACUACUCAAACUCCCAGUGGAAGUCCAAGGUAUCAAAAGUGGUGGUGCUUAUGGGAACCGUGGGCUUCCUGAUUCCACUGAUGAUCAACAUUUUUUGCUCCAUGAGGGUCCUACAGACCCUACGAAACACAGAGAUCAUCAACCGUGGAGGGCAGCUGAACAAGGCUAAGAUAUUGCGUAUGAUUGUUGUGCACUUGGUCAUUUUCUGUUUUUGCUUCAUUCCAUACAACAUCAAUCUGGUCUUCUACACACUGGUCCGGAGUCAGGUUAUUACAAGCUGCACCGUGGAGACAGUGGUCCGGACAAUUUAUCCAAUUGCAUUUUGCAUUGCCAUAACCAACUGUUGCUUUGACCCAGUGAUCUAUUACUUCACCUCCGAGACGAUUCAGAACUCCAUUAAACGGAAGUCUUACACUGAACACAAAAACACAAUUGACAACAGUUUUAAUAGAAGUGAUUCGAAGAAUAAAUCUCUUAUUGUUAAAUUCAUCAACAAAGAGUCUACAAGAUAAGCAGACACAAAUUGUUUUUAUACCCAUUUUAUAUUAAAUUCUCAUCUGACAUACUCUUAGCAAUUGGUUGGCAGAGGAAGUAUUGACUGAUAACUAACUGAAGACUGUUGAACUUGCAGAACUAUGAAGUAUCAUUUUGGUGCUAGAAUGGAUGUGUUUAAAGGCUAAAUUCAACUACCAUUACUGAACCUGUAAUUGUAUUGUACUUAACCUGUAAUUGUAUUAGAACCGUAUAUUACUGAGACCUGACAAGAAUAAUCAGUAUUUCAGUAUAAAGUGAUACAUUUCAAAACAACAGAUUAAAUUAACCUUAAACUCUCUUGCUUUACAUUGAAAAUGUCUAAAUGUAUCAACUAAUAAUUAAUAUUUUAUUUACAACAUUUAAUAAUCCAGGUUCAUUUAUUUAACAAAUAACUAAGUUUAAUAAUGCUCAUUCAAAAUACCCUUAACCUUUACAAAGUGUAUAUAGAAAUUAAAUUAAAUGCUGUUGUUCAUUGUUUUUCCCUCCAUAUAAUCUACUGAAUUAAGUGUUAAUUGAACCUUAUUUUAAAGUGUUACCAUCUAAACAAAGUUCAUUAUUUCAAUGAAUUAAUGAAAUGAAUUAAAUUAAUGAAAUGAACCUCUAGUUUAAGUAUAGUAAUAUUCAGCAAAACUGCCAGUCUCUCGUGACACUUGGGAUAAACAUUUUUCUAGAUAAAAUAUCCCCAUGUGUCAUUUCCUGUUUAUUCCUGAGCAAUUCAGACAGUUGUAUUGUCUGAGGACAAACAGUAAGAGGAAAAGGGAGUGACUCAGAGAACGAUGACAUUAAGUGGGCUUUGGUCUACUGAUUAUAUCAAGGUUCUUCAAUGUAAGAAAUUAAGCUGAUGAUGAACAGGUCUGCAGGCAAUGCCACUUCCAUGCAGUUAGAGAUUUUCCCAGCAAUAGCUCAAGCUGUAUUUUU